GGCCGAGUGCGCCGUCAUCCCGGCUAUAAGCGCGCGGCCUCCCGGCGCUCGGCUCCGACCCCGCCGCCGCCACCAUGCAGCCCCCCAGCCUGCUGCUGCUCGUCCUCGGGCUGCUCGCUGCGCCCGCCGCCGCGCUCGUCCGAAUCCCGCUGCACAAGUUCACCUCUGUGCGCCGGACCAUGUCGGAGUUGGGGGGCCCCGUGGAGGAUCUGAUCGCCAGAGGCCCCAUUUCAAAAUACGCCCAGGGGGUGCCCAGUGUGGCGGGGGGUCCCGUUCCGGAGGUGCUCAGGAACUACAUGGACGCGCAGUACUACGGGGAGAUCGGCAUCGGGACGCCCCCGCAGUGCUUCACCGUCGUCUUUGACACGGGCUCCUCCAACCUGUGGGUCCCCUCGAUCCACUGCAAGCUGCUGGACAUCGCCUGCUGGAUCCACCACAAGUACAACAGCGGCAAGUCCAGCACCUACGUGAAGAACGGCACCAGCUUCGACAUCCACUACGGCUCCGGCAGCCUCUCCGGGUACCUGAGCCAGGACACCGUGUCGGUGCCCUGUAAGUCGGGUCUGUCGAGCCUGGCUGGCGUCAAGGUGGAGAGGCAGACGUUCGGGGAAGCCACCAAGCAGCCGGGCAUCACCUUCAUCGCGGCCAAGUUCGACGGCAUCCUGGGCAUGGCCUACCCCCGCAUCUCGGUCAACAAUGUGCUUCCCGUCUUUGAUAACCUGAUGCAGCAGAAGCUGGUGGAGAAGAACAUCUUCUCUUUCUACCUGAACAGGGACCCCGGCGCGCAGCCUGGGGGUGAGCUCAUGCUGGGCGGCACAGACUCCAAGUACUACAAGGGUCCCCUGUCCUACCUCAACGUGACCCGCAAGGCGUACUGGCAGGUCCACAUGGAACAGGUGGACGUGGGCAGCAGCCUGACCCUGUGCAAGGGGGGCUGCGAGGCCAUCGUGGACACGGGCACCUCGCUCAUCGUGGGCCCCGUGGACGAGGUGCGCGAGCUGCAGAAGGCCAUCGGGGCCGUGCCGUUGAUCCAGGGCGAGUACAUGAUCCCCUGUGAGAAGGUGUCCACCUUGCCCGAGGUCACCCUGACGCUGGGCGGCAAACCCUACAAGCUGUCGUCAGAGGACUACACGCUCAAGGUGUCGCAGGGCGGGAAGUCCAUCUGCUUGAGCGGCUUCAUGGGCAUGGACAUCCCCCCGCCCGGCGGGCCGCUCUGGAUCCUGGGGGACGUCUUCAUCGGCCGCUACUACACCGUGUUCGACCGGGACCAGAACCGCGUGGGCCUGGCCGAGGCCACCAGGCUCUAGCUGCCCGCCCGCUGGGGAGGACGGGGUCCGGCAGGAGGAGGCUGGCCGCCCCGCCCUCCCGGCCACCCCUGCCGCACACACUCACGCUCAGACUCACACUCAAAGCCCAGCUCUGCAGGCGCCGGGCUGUCGGGCUGCCGUUUUGUUCUGUGGUUUCCCCGGCCUUGGUGUGUCUGUCUGUCUAGUAGAGGGCGGGGUGCGGGGCAGCAGCCACUAGGCUGACCCCGAGUCUGGAGCCACGUCACUGACUGGGAAGCCCCAGCCUGGCUCGGCCGCCCAUCGUCUUGCACGCGGGACCCCCUCCCCCGGCCCAGGUAGUUCCCCCCCCCCCCAGCCCGUGCUUCGGGGGCCUGGCUGCCCAGGCAGGACUUCUGGACUGAGCCCCCACCCCAGGCCAGGCUGUUCUCUGGGCUUCUCCUCCUGGGGUCUGGUCUGGGGUCCAGAGCGGGGCACUGCUGGCCUGUCUUCCCGUGUGGCCCAUCGUGGAAGGGACCCGCCGAGGCCCAAGGACAAGCAGGAAGGGCUUGGAAGGGUCGGGACUCAGGGACAAAAGGCAGCCUUGUGAUGCCUUUGGGGUCCUCCUGGGGCUUGACCCCAUCUAGGAGGGCAUUUGCUGGUGCCGGGUUGGGGAAGAAGGGGAGGGGGGGGCUGGUGCCACCUUCUGUGAGCUUUUCCCCUCUUGAGUGACCAGGAGCCGAAGUGAACGUGGAAAUACAGUCGUCUGGGCCUCUC
Molecule: messenger RNA, 2039 nt
Organism: Neogale vison (American mink)
Lineage: Eukaryota; Metazoa; Chordata; Mammalia; Carnivora; Mustelidae
Gene: CTSD
Product: cathepsin D
Exons: 9
Coding region: 75-1307 (410 amino acids)
Biological process (GO): proteolysis
Cellular component (GO): lysosome
Molecular function (GO): aspartic-type endopeptidase activity
Source: RefSeq, a predicted model, not a curated record